Messenger RNA from Metarhizium robertsii ARSEF 23, 684 nucleotides. RefSeq lists its product as uncharacterized. Bases 1 to 684 code for a protein of 227 amino acids. Gene Ontology annotation, biological process: mycotoxin biosynthetic process. NCBI's taxonomy places the organism in Eukaryota, Fungi, Ascomycota, Sordariomycetes, Hypocreales, Clavicipitaceae. The record is from RefSeq and is a predicted model, not a curated record. The transcript has 3 exons.
AUGACCUUUUUGCCAAAGUCGAUUAUGGCUCCCAUCUCAAGCUACGCAUACACGCCCAUCCCCGUCAACUUGGACCAUGGAAAGUCUGAGCCAUAUCAUUUACAGGAAGGGUUGAACGAGAAUAGCACUUCAGAUCUUGAACUAAGAGACCGACGACGGCAACUUUUCCUGGUCGCUUUGACCUCGCUGUCUUUACUAUCUCUCAUGAUCUUGAGCAUGGCUCUGGGGCGCCUUACUGUCACCAACUUCGACUGCGGCAGACAGCUUUCCACUUGGUCACCGGCAUUCGAAGCUGUCGAGUAUUACCAAACGACAUUUGAGGGAGAAUUUCUGGCUCCGUCAGUCUGGCGAGGCCCGCCCUCUCCAGAAUUGGAUGAAGCAUGGAACCGUAUCUCCAUACGAGGCACGGGGAGCUUGAGAAUCGCAAAAGACGAUCUGUCACGGCUCAACAAAUCAGCCGACGCGGAAAUUACUGCCGGCUUCGGAGACGGCACGAAUGAUGUACAAGUUUUGCUGGAGGUCUUCCAUCAGCUCCACUGUCUGAAUGAAAUCCGCAAGCACACCUGGCCUGAAUACUACAAGUUUGACGCGCCGCCCAAGGUAGAGCGAGCGCACCUCGGUAUGCCCAUCACCAUCGUCAAGUCAAGCCUUGACGCACCUAAGCUAACAGCUAUGUAUGGGUAA